UCUCUCUCUCCCUCACUAUACUUCUCCUUUAUCUCUCUCUGCAACCCUUCUUCAUUGAUGUGAUUCUCCACCAUAAAACUCAUCAACCUUUUACAAAAGAGGAGAGAAUUUAAGCAUAUAUCAUCAAAAAAUAAAAAUAAAAUCAGCACCCACCACCAUGGUUUUCUCUUCUGUUCCGGUCUAUCUAGAUCCUCCCAAUUGGCCUAACCAGCAUGGUGAUGGGGUUGAUGGGAGUGAGAGUUCGGCGCUACUUUCGGCGGCUUUGGUGGCGCAGGGGCAGCCGCAGCUGCAGCCGCCUGCGGCGGCUGGCGGCGGGAUAAGGCCGGGAUCGAUGACGGAGAGGGCGAGGCUGGCUAAGAUCCCUAUCCCGGAGGCGGCGCUGAAGUGUCCGCGUUGCGAGUCGACUAACACCAAGUUUUGCUACUUCAACAAUUACAGCUUGUCGCAGCCGCGCCAUUUUUGCAAGACUUGCCGGAGAUACUGGACCCGAGGCGGCGCGCUGAGGAACGUCCCAGUCGGCGGCGGCUGCCGCCGCAACAAGAGAAGCAAAGGGAGCCGAUCCAAGUCCCCCGCCCGAGCCGCCGCCGACGCGCCCAGCUCCAGCUCCAACAACGCUCAUCGCCACGCCGAUAUUAUAUCGGCGGCUCCGAGCCACCAUUUGCCGCCGCCGCCGCCGCAGAUACCGUUCCUCCCACCUCUCACCGGCUUCGCGCCGCCGGACCUCGGCUUAAAUUUCGGCGCGAACGAAAUGGAAUUCCCGGCGGGAAACAACUCCGGCGCCGGCGGCAUAAAUUUAUCCGCUCGGUUCGCCGAUUUGUUCAGACUCCAACAAGGAAUCACGCAACUCCCUUUCUUAUCCGGCCUGGAUCACCCCGCCGGCGGCAUGUUCCAAUUCGAAACCGGAAUCGAUCAAUACGUCGCCGGAGCCACAGAUCAUCUCGGAGCAAAACCCUUCGAAACCGGCGGCAAUCUGGUAAAUGUGAAGCUAGAAGAACACAAUAACAACAAUGCCUUAAAUUUAUCAAGAAACUUUCUGGGAAUGUCAGGAAAUGAUCAAUUCUGGAGUGGCAAUAAUGGCUUCGCAGCAGAUCUGUCUGGUUUUGCUUCUUCUACUGGCCGACUGUUGUGAUUUCUCUUCUUCCUAAAAAACCCUAAUUGUUAAAUUUAUACAAAAAAAAAAAGGGGGUUUUCUGAAACAUAAUCUGCAGACUGGGAAGGAUGAAAGAAGACAAUUACUAAAUCUCAAUCUGCCGGGAAGAUGUGUUAAAUUAAAACUCUCUUUUUUGUUUCCGAUGGUAGGUUGAUUAAAUUCCGGUACCAUUUUUUGGUUCUUUAUCUAUCCUAAUAUGGAUUAUAUGUUCAUGGAUUUAGGUUAUGUUAGCUAGCUAUGUGUUCAUGAUGUUCAUUAAUAUUUGAUGACAUAUGAGGGCUUGAUUAAUAUAAUUACCAGUACCACGCUAAAACCUUAGUUUUCUACAUAUAUGCAGUAAGUCUUGUGUGAGAUGUCUGUAUCCAUUGUAAAUAUCAAAUUAAACACAGGUAUUCAAUAACGGCAUGCUAUUUAUUGUUUGAUUA
Messenger RNA from Ipomoea triloba (trilobed morning glory), 1575 nucleotides. RefSeq names its product dof zinc finger protein DOF3.6-like. Bases 158 to 1129 code for a protein of 323 amino acids. Gene Ontology annotation, molecular function: DNA binding; DNA-binding transcription factor activity. Gene Ontology annotation, biological process: regulation of DNA-templated transcription. The record is from RefSeq and is a predicted model, not a curated record. The transcript is spliced from 2 exons. NCBI's taxonomy places the organism in Eukaryota, Viridiplantae, Streptophyta, Magnoliopsida, Solanales, Convolvulaceae.